Messenger RNA from Annulohypoxylon maeteangense, 999 nucleotides. RefSeq lists its product as uncharacterized. The transcript has a single exon. The coding region runs from base 268 to 843 and encodes 191 amino acids. The record is from RefSeq and is a predicted model, not a curated record. NCBI's taxonomy places the organism in Eukaryota, Fungi, Ascomycota, Sordariomycetes, Xylariales, Hypoxylaceae.
CCGCCAAGACAGCCUCUAUAGAACGUCGAAGAGGGUCACUUCUACAGCUGCAUCGCAGGAUUCACCCCAAUUAAGACUACACACGAUUUAUCCAUCAAGGCAACAGACAUAUAAAACGAUACAUUCCCUCGUCGCCCAACAUACCAUGAACUUUCAACAGCAGCCCUCAACCACAACUCACAUUGAAAGAAAGUCCGAUCUACUUAAACAUCAAAACCCACCUUACCUUCCAAUUCCACCUCAACCUACCUCUCAACCUACCUCAAAAUGCCAUCCCUCACCACCACACUCACCACCCUCACCCUCCUAACCCUAACCAUCGCAACAACCACCCCCCAAAACCGCGCCAACAAAAACAUCAUCAUAAACAACAGCAACAACAACUGUCCCGGCGUAACCUUCGUCCACACCAACUCCCAGGGCUGCUGCGUCGGCGGCAGCGUCGACCAGCCGUAUCUCUCCGUCUGCAAGGGCUGGCCCGUAUGUCAAGGGCCAACGACGACGACCUGGGUCGCUACGCCGAUUAGUUGUGCCACGAUCGUUACCGAUGGCCCGGAUUACGACAAGCAGAUUGAGAGUGCGAGGGAGAGUCUGAGUAAGAGUGGGACUAGGCUUGUUACGCCGCUUGAUGGGGGGGUGACGCAGACGGGUACGGCUACGGCUACGGCUGAGACGGGACAGAGUGGGAGUGGAGUUGCUACGGAGACGGGGUCGGCGGGUGGCAGUACGACGACGGGGGCUGCGGCUGCGGCUGCGACUUCUGAGGGUGUGGCGGCGGGGUUGGUGGUUGGGAUGGGCGGUGCGAGGGGUGCGGUUUUGGGGUUGCUUGCUGCUUUGCUUUGAACGGGGUAAGGGCGGAGGGGUGUUUUAUGUCUUCGGUUCUUAGUGAUUUGGAUUUUGGGGAAGAUACUUUGUGGUUGUAGGUUUAAUUGUUGAUAGCUCUGUUAUUGUACCUAGGUGGAUAAGGGCUGUUGUUAAUUUUCAAAAUAUUGACGAUCG